CUCUCUUCCAAAGGUUUUACUUUUAUUAUAAAAUAUAUAUUUAUACUAAAAUUACAUCACACUUAUUUCAAGAACCAACCGUUGUGCUCUCUCAUACGGUCACACACCUACUCUCUUUACUCAAGAUUCCUGAUGCUUGAACCAAAAAAGUACUCAUCUUGACGGAAACCCAUGAUUUCUUUUGCUUCUUUUUGUGUAAUUUUCUCAGUUUUAUUUACAACAAUCCCAUCGGUGAAAUCUCAAUCAUUACGACCCACCGGUGAAAUCUUUUUUUCACCAAGAUUUCUUGAUUCCGUUCUCCAAGACUAUGCUUUCCGAGCACUUUCCCGGCACCGUCCAAGGACCGGAGUUGUCUACGACGGUAAUGUGCCGUCUAAUUUGACUGGAAGUACCGUCUCUGCCCUCCGCCUGAGAAGUGGUAGCUUGAGGAAAAGAGGGUUUCAUGGGUACAAAGAGUUUGAUAUUCCCAAGGGCAUCUUGGAGAAUCCGUACGUUGAGAGGGUUAUUUUGGUCUAUCAUAAUUUGGGUAACUGGUCGUCGGUUUACUAUCCUUUACCAGGCUAUUCGUUUUUGUCGUCGGUGGUGGGUUUAUUGGCUUACAAUGCAGUUAAUUUGACAGCAAAAGGGUUGCCGGAGCUGGAUCUCCGGACUUCGGAAAACCCCAUUUUGAUAAAGUUCGAAACUUUGGGGGUUGCGCCAGAUGGGGUUUUGCCAAAAUGUGUGUUUUUUGAUUUAUUUGGUGGAGUUGCGUUUGAUCGUGUGCAAAAUGGGAGCAUUUGUUCGACUGUAACACAAGGGCAUGUUGGUAUAGUGAUAGAAGAGAGGACCCCGGCGCCAGUGCCGGCGCCGCCAAAAGUGCCGGAGUAUCCUAUUGCUGGUGGCGAAGGUAGUGGUGGUGGCGGAGGGAGGAAGAAAGGGUGGUGGGUUGGUGGUUCGGUAGCCGGUGGGGUUUUGCUGGCGACGGUCUUGGUGGUGUUGGUGUUGUGGGUGAGGUGGUGUAGCGGGAGGAAGAGGAUAGGGAAGAUGAAAGCUGCAGCGGAGGGGGGUGCUACGUUAGCGGUGACCGCCGUUGGUCGUGCUAAGGUACCGGUGGCGAUGGGUACUCGGACAAAACCAGUUUUGGAAAAUGAAUAUGUAAGCUAGAUUAUUAAUUCCAAAUAUAAAUUUUUUAGUCAUAAAAGUAAACAUUCAAUUUCCACAAAGUGUUCUACACUCUACACUUUAGUGGCAGUUAUAUUUAUUUUAAUUGGUUUUUAAUAAUCGUUUCAUCAUUUAUUCUCUUGA
This is a messenger RNA of Lactuca sativa (garden lettuce), 1284 nucleotides long. RefSeq lists its product as uncharacterized. Gene Ontology annotation, cellular component: membrane. The record is from RefSeq and is a predicted model, not a curated record. NCBI's taxonomy places the organism in Eukaryota, Viridiplantae, Streptophyta, Magnoliopsida, Asterales, Asteraceae.